Molecule: messenger RNA, 1419 nt
Organism: Microthlaspi erraticum
Lineage: Eukaryota; Viridiplantae; Streptophyta; Magnoliopsida; Brassicales; Brassicaceae
Source: the annotation of a GenBank genome assembly
AUGGGUAGCAAAGUGAAGAUGUUCAAGUGGUCAAAAGAGAUCACACCUUCACAGGUUAUCAAACUGAUGCGAGCUGAGAAAGACGUUGAGAAGUUGAUCGCAGUCUUCGAUUCCGCCACCGCAGAAUACGCGAAUGGGUUCUUACAUGACCAGAGCUCCUUCGCUUACAUGGUCUCGAGGCUGGUCUCUGCGAAUAAAUUCAAAGCAGCUGAAGAUCUGGUUGCGAGAAUGAAGGUUGAGAACUGUGUCGUUAGUGAAGAUAUAUUGCUUUCGAUAUGCAGAGGAUACGGUAGGGUUCAUAGACCGUUCGAUUCUUUGAGGGUUUUCCACAAGAUGAAAGAUUUCGAUUGUGAUCCUAGCCAGAGGUCUUACGUUACUCUUCUUGCUAUUCUUGUGGAAGAGAAUCAGUUAAACUUGGCUUUCAAGUUUUACAAGAACAUGAGAGAGAUCGGUUUGCCUCCUACCGUUGCGUCUCUCAACGUUUUGAUCAAAGCUCUCUGCAGAAACGACGGGACAGUGGAUGCUGGGGUUAAGAUUUUUCUUGAAAUGCCUAAACGAGGGUGUGAUCCGGAUUCCUACACAUAUGGGACCUUGAUUAGUGGUUUGUGCCGGUUUGGAAGGAUAGACGAGGCGAAGAAGUUGUUUACGGAGAUGGUUGAGAAAGACUGUGCUCCAACUGUUGUUACCUACACUUCUAUGAUCCACGGUUUGUGUGGAUCGAAAGAUGUUGAGGAAGCAAUGAGAUUUCUGGAAGAGAUGAAGAGUAAAGGCAUCGAGCCGAAUGUGUUCACUUAUAGUUCUUUAAUGGACGGUCUUUGCAAAGAUGGGAGAUCAUUGCAAGCCAUGGAGUUAUUUGAGAUGAUGAUGACCAGAGGCUGCAGGCCAAACAUGGUGACGUAUAGCACUCUGAUCACUGGUCUUUGUAAGGAGCAGAAGAUUCAAGAAGCCGUUGAGCUUCUUGAUAGAAUGAAUCUUCAGGGUUUGAAACCUGAUGCUGGAUUGUAUGGGAAAGUGAUCAGUGGGUUCUGUGCUAUUAACAAGUUUCCCGAAGCUGCCAAUUUCCUUGAUGAGAUGAUUCUUGGAGGAAUAACUCCGACUCGUUUAACUUGGAACAUCCAUGUUAAGACGAGUAAUGAAGUCGUCCGAGGUCUUUGUACAAGUCAUCCGAGCCGCGCGUUUGCUCUGUAUCUAAGCAUGAGGAGUAGAGGCAUCUCGGUUGAGGUUGAAACGUUGGACUCUUUGGUGAAGUGUUUGUGCAAAAAGGGUGAAUUUCAGAAAGCGGUUCAGUUAGUUAACGAGAUAGUGGCUGAUGGGUGUGUUCCAAAGAAAGGAACUUGGAAGAUACUUGUAGGUUACACAUUGGAUAAAACAGUUGUAGGAGAAGCUUCAGAAUCUCUUCUCAGAGAUUUGGAGAUUUAA